AUGAUCUUACCCACCGUCGCUGCCACUUUGGCAUUAUUCAAUCUCGUUCGAGCUGGUGUCUCCUCCAGCGGUGUGAUGGGUACUAUAUACUACGAUGGAAGUGGAUCUUGCGGCAAGGAAGGUGAUGUAGAUGGAGGAUCAGGUAAUUACUCGCCCGAGAUCGAAGCGCAUGUGGGUGCCUGUGGGUAUAGCGUCGAUCAGAUCGGUGACAAUCGAUUAGUUGCUUUCGACGCGUCGCUAAUGUCUGGUAGCCCUGCUGAAUACUGCGGAAAAGAAAUCCAAGUCACCAAAGCUGAUGGCACGCCCUUUGAAUUUUCGGAAGGUAAAUUGUUCAUUGGUGAUGCUUGUCCAGGGUGUGCAGGUGGUAUGAGACUCGACUUGAGUGCGAAAGCCCUUGUCGAAAUUGUCGGUGAUUGUAAAUCCAACGCCAUGGGAAUCUCCUACCAAGUCCUCGAUACGAUGGCAGGUCCAGAAUACUCGUCGAUCUCUGGUGGUUCACUCGGUGAUGGUACAAAUGGUAACACUUCUACCUCCGCCACUUCCGCCGCAGGUGUUCCAGACGCCGCUGUAUCAUCAGCAUCAUCAUCCGUCCCAGGUGUAUCAGCAACAUCAGUCGCAGGGGUACCAGCUACUGCAGCAGCCGAUACACUAUCAUCCGUUGCAGGUGUACCUACAACUUCUGUCGCGGGCGUAGGAACUUCUGUCCCAGGUGUAGUCUCUUCAGUCCCUGCUGAACCAUCCGUCCCAGACAAUCCUGCAACUCAAACUGUCGCAAAUGCUGCUACAGCCACGGUUCCAGCUGGGGUUUCAUCCUCAUCUUCCGUCGCAGCGGGGGUAACAUCCGAUACUGCCGUACUGGGUGUACCACCCUCACCAUCGGUACCUAUUGGAGUAUCUUCUUCGCCCACCCUCGCCGCGGGGGUAACACCAACAGGUGUCCCAGGAGUAGCUCUCUUCGCUGAAGGGGAUGUUGCGUCCAACGCGUCCUGCAAGAGAAGAAAGCGAAGACUAGGCGAUCGUCACUAA
Kwoniella botswanensis is the source of this 1026-nucleotide messenger RNA. RefSeq lists its product as uncharacterized. The record is from RefSeq and is a predicted model, not a curated record. Lineage: Eukaryota; Fungi; Basidiomycota; Tremellomycetes; Tremellales; Cryptococcaceae. The transcript has 5 exons. Bases 1 to 1026 code for a protein of 341 amino acids.